AUGAAUAUUUCAGCAAGUACUUCUUUUUCUAUAACCGAUUCAACAAGUCCAAUAAUACAAAGUGACGAGGAAACACUUGAACAAACAACUAGUGAUACUAAUGAAGAGAUGAUUAAUAGAGUUGAUAUGGAUACUAUUGGCACAGAGAAGAACAUUGAGGAGGCUAGUAAAGAUGAUGAAACUUUAGGACCAAAACCCAAACGUCAAAAAAAAUCAGCAGUUUGGUCAAAUUUCACAGAAAUGAAGGAUGCAGAUGGAGUUAUGAAGAUCUCUUGUAUACAUUGUAAGAAGAUGUAUAGCAAAAUCAAAACUACUCCAACAACUCAAUUGCAUCGGCACUUGCAAAGUUGUGCUAACUAUCCAACUUCGUGUCCAAGUCUGUAUGUUGGGAAGUUUGAUAUGGAGAAGAUGAAAGAAUCAGUGGCUCAUUGGAUCAUGAUGCAUGAGCAUCCUUUUUCUAUUGUGGAAGAAGAAGGAUUCAAUUUGAUGCAAAGAAAAGGAAUGCCUGAGUGGCGCGGAAUUACAAUAAAUACAGCAAAAGCUUAUUGCAUCAGCGUUUAUGAGGCAGAAAAGAAGAAGCUGAAGAGUUUAUUGAAAAAUGUUAACAAAAUUAGCCUCACAACGGAUUGUGGGAAAUCAAAGAACCAAAAGAUCGAGUACAUGGUCAUUACAGGUCAUUGGAUUGAUGAAAGUUGGAAAUUACAGAAGCGUGUACUUAACUUUGUUCAUAUUCCACCUCCACGUCGAGGUCUUGAAAUUGCAAAUGUCAUUUGGCGUUGUUUGGAGGAUUGGGGCAUCAAUGGUAAGAUCCACACCAUAUGGUAG
Messenger RNA from Sesamum indicum (sesame), 825 nucleotides. NCBI's taxonomy places the organism in Eukaryota, Viridiplantae, Streptophyta, Magnoliopsida, Lamiales, Pedaliaceae. The record is from RefSeq and is a predicted model, not a curated record.